CUAUAAAGCGCUAGGGUUUUACGCCUCUCCGCCCCCCUCCCCACGCCGCCACUGCCCCCCCAACCAGCCCGCGCGCCUCCGCCUCGAACCCUAGCGGAGCAACGAAGGAAUGGGGAAGGGUACCGGCAGCUUCGGCAAGCGCCGGAACAAGACGCACACGCUCUGCAUCCGGUGCGGCCGCCGCAGCUUCCACCUCCAGAAGAGCACCUGCUCCUCCUGCGGGUACCCCGCCGCCCGCAUCCGCAAGUAUAACUGGAGCGUGAAGGCCAUCAGGCGCAAGACCACUGGAACAGGAAGGAUGAGGUACCUGCGACACGUGCCUCGCCGUUUCAAGAGCAACUUCAGAGAAGGGACUGAGGCUACCCCCAAGAAGAGUGCUGCUGCUGCCAACUAAGUCUGGAUGUUGCCAUUGAAGAACCUCGGAAGCUAGAAGUUGGGAACUUUUUUGGUUGAAUUGUACUGCCUGAACUCUAUUUAGCCGUAAUACUAUGAAAGCACUGGUUUGCCGUACUUUUAAAUUAAAGUCAGACGAACAUCCGAAUUCGUUGCUCCGGGGUUAGUAGCAGUGCAUGGUUUUCUGAGCAAUUAGCACUGGUUUUGCCGUACCUUUAAAUUAAAGUCAGACGAACAUCCGAAUUCGUUGCUCCGGGGUUA
This is a messenger RNA of Setaria italica (foxtail millet), 654 nucleotides long. Its product is annotated as 60S ribosomal protein L37-1. Gene Ontology annotation, cellular component: cytosolic large ribosomal subunit; ribosome. Gene Ontology annotation, molecular function: structural constituent of ribosome; RNA binding. The record is from RefSeq and is a predicted model, not a curated record. NCBI's taxonomy places the organism in Eukaryota, Viridiplantae, Streptophyta, Magnoliopsida, Poales, Poaceae. Gene Ontology annotation, biological process: translation. The transcript has 4 exons. The coding region runs from base 110 to 394 and encodes 94 amino acids.